Molecule: messenger RNA, 393 nt
Organism: Mesorhabditis belari
Lineage: Eukaryota; Metazoa; Nematoda; Chromadorea; Rhabditida; Rhabditidae
Source: the annotation of a GenBank genome assembly
AUGAAAGAAUUGCAAGUUUUCAGACCACAAGAUGAUGGGAGUUCUCCAAUGCAAGCCUUUCAUGCUUCACUAUCUCUUGUUAUUGCUAUGUGCGGCUUAACAGUUCUUUCCUUGAUUCUUCACAUUCUGGCACUUAUCUUUACGAUAAUUGGCUUUCGGCGAAGAAUUCGAGCAAUGGGUUACGCGUAUCACGUAUAUUUGAUCUCUCAAUUCAUGAUGUGGUUCAAUACAGCUGCCAAUGGGAUCUUCAUGCAAGUCUCUGAAUUCUUUUGGGUUGGCGCCUUCCUUUUGAUGAGUUCUGCUGUCCUAUUCAUUGUCAUGUUCUGGAGAGCAAAACGAAUCUUCGUCCCAAUGUUUCCCGAUCCACAAUAUCCACAAUUUGCUUAUUCAGCU